This is a messenger RNA of Nerophis lumbriciformis (worm pipefish), 2031 nucleotides long. Lineage: Eukaryota; Metazoa; Chordata; Actinopteri; Syngnathiformes; Syngnathidae. The record is from RefSeq and is a predicted model, not a curated record.
AUGCACAAUUCAUCCCCAGAAUUAGUGUCAGGGUACUCUGACAGAUUUGUGGUGGCUAAAGAUGUCACUCCUGAGACAACGCUGGGCAGUGCCUACUCGCCAGUGGACUACAUGAGCAUUACCAGCUUUCCCAGGUUGCCAGAGGAUGAGGUGAUGCAAGGGGACAAUGCCUUCAAAUCUCGCAAGGAUGAUUACGUCUUGGCCGAGCCAGAGUCAGACCCCAGUGUGUUUUUGCAAUCUGCUCGUCUCCAGCGUCUUCCGUCGUCGGCAUCUGACCUGGCCUACCAAGAUGCCAUGUCCUUAAGGGAGACGACUACAGACCCUUUUACGCAAGAUUGUGCUUGCCAGCGGGAUGGACUGAAGGUCAUUAUCACAGCAUGUCUUACCUUUGCCACAGGAGUCACCGUUGCACUUAUCAUGCAAAUCUACUUUGGAGACCCUCAGGUCUUUCACCAGGGAGCGGUGGUGACAGAUGUGGCUCGGUGUACGUCCCUCGGGUUUGAGAUUUUAGGGAAGCAAGGGUCCAGCGUUGAUGCUGCAAUCACUGCUGCACUCUGUUUGGGCAUUGUACACCCUCACACCUCUGGAUUAGGAGGAGGCGGAGUCAUGUUGGUGCAUGAUAUCCGGAAAAAUGAGACUAGGGUCAUUGACUUCAGAGAAACGGCGCCGGCUGCCAUUCGGGAGGAGUUGCUUCAAACAAAACUUGAUCUCAAACCCGGUUUGCUAGUUGGAGUACCUGGAAUGCUCAGUGGGAUGCAUCAGGCACACCAACUUUAUGGCAGACUACCCUGGAAGGAUGUGGUUACAAUGGCAGCAGAUGUGGCCAGAGAUGGAUUUAAUGUCACUCAUGAGUUAGCUGAAGCACUUGCUAAAAUCAAAAACCAGAACAUUUCGGAUGCAUUUCGGGAUCUGUUCCUCCCCAAUGGCCAUGCUCCCCUCUUUGGGUUGUUGAGCAGACGCCUUGAUUUGGCCAGUAUCUUGGAUGCUGUUGCAGAUAAAGGGAUAUCAGAGUUCUACAAUGGAAACCUGACACAGGAAAUCGUCUCUGCGGUGCAUUUAAGCAAUGGGGUGCUCACUGAAGACGACUUGGGUAACUACAGCACAGUCCUACAGAAAGCAGCCCAUAUCAACUAUCAGGGACACCAUGUGAUGGUGGCUCCGGCGCCUCAUGCAGGUAUUGGCCUGAUCGCAGCCCUCAACAUUCUCGAAGGUUACAACAUCACCAAGCAGGAGCCCAGGAAGAACACCUAUCACUGGACUGCAGAGUCUGUGAAAAUAGCUCUGGCCCUGGCAAGUGGCCUAGGAGACCCUAUAUUUGACACUUCAAUCUCAGAGAUAGUCAGCAAGAUGUUGAGCAAAGAACAGGCAUCCUUGCUUCGCCAAAUGAUCAACGACAAUCAGGCCUUUCCUGCCAGCCACUACACACCCUUGUUUACUUUGGAGGAUGAUGCAGUUGCUGCCCAGGUUAUAGUCAUGGGCCCAGAUGACCACAUUGUUUCAGUUGUAAGUUCCCUAAAUAAACCAUUUGGCAGUCGGAUAGUGACUCCUUCUGGAAUCCUUUUGAACAGCCAAAUAAUGGCCUUCUCUUGGCCUAAUAAAACCCAAACCUCUACACCUAACCCUCAUAACAGCCUUCAACCUGGGAAGAGACCAUUGUCGUUUUUGAUGCCAACUGCAGUGAGGCCAUCCGACGGACUGUGCGGUACAUAUAUUGCAGUUGGAUCCUCCAACGGAGCAAAAUCUCUCAGCAGCAUCACACAGGUGCUGCUGAAUGUUUUGUCCUCACGCAAAAACAUGAGUGACAGUUUAGCGUUUGGUAGACUCCAUCCACAGUUGGAGCGAAACACCUUACUAGUGGACUCUGAAUUCCUAGAUGAAGAUGUUGAACUGCUGGAAGCCAAAGGACACAAGAUUGAAAGAAUAAAUGUUUUGUCUUUGGUUGAGGGCACUCUAAGAACAAAUGACCUUAUCAUUGGAGUGACGGACCCUCGCAGUGCUGACGCCUCAGCCCUCAUAAUGUCUAGGACAUAA